This is a messenger RNA of Bombus pyrosoma, 2181 nucleotides long. RefSeq names its product tetratricopeptide repeat protein 8 (gene BBS8). Bases 564 to 2054 code for a protein of 496 amino acids. The transcript is spliced from 9 exons. NCBI's taxonomy places the organism in Eukaryota, Metazoa, Arthropoda, Insecta, Hymenoptera, Apidae. Gene Ontology annotation, cellular component: BBSome; ciliary basal body; non-motile cilium. Gene Ontology annotation, molecular function: protein binding. Gene Ontology annotation, biological process: non-motile cilium assembly. The record is from RefSeq and is a predicted model, not a curated record.
AUUUUACAAUGUAUUUCCGACGCACACUAACCUCGUGUCAUUGUUAUCAAAGUAUUCCAUUUUUAUAAUUAUAGGUAUAAUUUAUAAUAUUAAUUAUAAUAUCAAUCACAAGUUACACAUAAUAUGAAUAAAAAUGAUAUGAAAAAGCAAGUAAAUACGUUGUUUCCUUUGUCAAAUUUUGACAUAAGUAACCCUAUUGUUAGUAUGAUUGAAUAGAGUAAAUGAUAUUAUCUAAGCGUAUAAGGAUUGUUAUUGCAAACGUACUUUAUGACAAUAUGAAGUCAAUCAACUAAAUUGCUUUUUAUGACAUUUAUCAUCGAUUCUACGCAUUUUUACACAAAGUAUAGAAGAAGUAUAUGCUGCUUUAUUCCUUCAUCCAUACGCGAGGUUAUAAGCAGCAUAAUCAAUAUCUUCGUACAUGUAAAAUUCGUUCAUUUCUAUCGCAUAACCAGAUAUUUAUAGAUUAAAUACCGUAGUACGGUUUGCUAAAAUAUAUUACUCCUUUCUCUUAAACUUUAAUACAAAAUAUUAAAAGCGUUUUCUAUUAAGCUAUUCAUUGAAUCAUGGACUUAUUUAAAGCUUUAAAUUUAUUCAGUCAAGGAAAAUAUGAAGAUUGCGCAACAAUAUGUACAAAUUUAUUACAAAAGAAUCCUCUUGAUCAGACUAUAUGGGUCUUAAAAAUGCGUGCCUUAACAUUACAAGUAUACGUAGAUGAUAUAGAAGGUGAAGAGGAAGGAAUUGCUGAAAGUCUAUUAGAUAAUUAUACAAUAUCUUCUAUGCCUAGACCAGGUACAUCUUUAAAAGCUCCUGGUACUUCUUCUGUGGGACAAUGUCUUCGGCCCAAAACUCAAUCAGGUAGGCCACUUACUGGUGUUGUGCGACCAGCUACUCAGUCUGCUAUGUCUCAGUCGAUUGAGCAAACUUUAAGAACACCCAGAACAGCUAUGACAGCCAGACCAAUUACUGCAAUUUCUAGUCGUAGCGUUAGAUUAGGCACAGCAUCCAUGUUAACAGAGCCGGGAGGACCUUUUAUACAAUUAUCACGAUUAAAUAUUUCUAAAUAUGCUAGUCAACCAAGUAUUGCUAAACCAUUAUUUGAGUACAUAUAUUAUCACGAACAUGAUGUUAGAUAUGCACUAGAUUUAGCAGUGCAAGCAACUCAAAUUUGUCAUUAUAAAGAUUGGUGGUGGAAAGUACAACUUGGAAAAUGUUAUUAUAGUCUAGGAUUAAUCAGAGACGCUGAACAACAAUUUAAAUCAGCAUUAAAAGAUUCUAAAACUAUUGAGGUAAUCUUGAGACUAAUCAGAGUUUAUGUUAGACUUGAUCAACCAUUAACAGCUUUAGAUACAUGUAAAAAAGGCCUUGAGUAUUUUCCUAACGAUGUCAAUAUUCUUACUGAAAUGGGACGUAUAUUCGACGGUCUGAAUAAUAUGAGUAUGUCGUUAAAAUACUAUAAAUUAAUUGCUCAGGAAGAUGCUUCUCAUACAGAAGCAAUAGCAAGUAUCGGAAUACAUCAUUUUUACAAUGAUCAGCCGGAAUUAGCUUUACGAUAUUAUAGACGAUUGUUACAAAUGGGAGUAUAUAAUGCUGAAUUAUUUAAUAAUCUUGGAUUAUGUUGUUUUUAUGCUCAGCAAUAUGAUCAUGUUAUAUCUUGUUUUGAAAGAGCAAUUAGUCUUUCUACUGAUGAAAAUAUGGCAGACAUAUGGUAUAACAUUUCACACAUUGCUCUUACUGUAGGUGACAUAACAAUGGCGGAAGAAUGUUUAAAAUUAGCUAUUGUUAGCGACAAUAGACACGCUUUAGCAUACAAUAAUUUUGGAGUCAUACAAAUACGAAAUGGAAACAUUACAGCGGCGAGAACAUAUUUUCAUGCUGCUGCCAACAUUGCUAAUUUUAUUUACGAGCCUCAUUUUAAUAGUGCUUAUUUAGCUUACAAGGUUGGAGAUCUUCAAACAAGUUACAUUGCUAUACAAAAGUCGUUAAGCGUAUAUCCUAAUCAUUCUGAUAGCAGAACUCUUUUAAACAAAUUAGAGAGGUAUUUCUCGCACGUGUGAAUAGAAAAAUAUACAGUUUAUUUAUAUCACGUAAAAUGUAUUAUUUUAUUAAUGUUUGAUUCUAGUCUUACAACUAAUAUUACCUAUCUAAUAUGUAUAUGUAAAAAAUACAAAUCAUAUAAUAUGA